Lagopus muta (rock ptarmigan) is the source of this 1730-nucleotide messenger RNA. It is a transcript of the gene CINP, whose product is annotated as cyclin dependent kinase 2 interacting protein. NCBI's taxonomy places the organism in Eukaryota, Metazoa, Chordata, Aves, Galliformes, Phasianidae. The record is from RefSeq and is a predicted model, not a curated record. The transcript has 5 exons. Bases 16 to 618 code for a protein of 200 amino acids.
UGGAUUUGGAGCGGGAUGGCAGAGCAGGGGGACAACGGGGGGCUGCGGGGAGGCGCGCUGAGACGCUCUGUGGUCAGAGAUAGGGGUCACGUUGUCCGUGCUAAAGUAUCGCAGGAAUAUGCUUUUAAUUCGUCAAAAAGCCCUGCUGAUGGUACUCCAAGAAGACCUGUUUUAUCUGUCAGUGCAAGAAAAAUUAAAGAUAAUGCGGCAGACUGGCAUAACUUGAUGAUGAAAUGGGAGAGACUGAAUGACAAUGGAUUUUCUACUGCCAACAAAAUAGUCAACAUGAAGAUCAGUGAGCAAUUUCAAGAUAACAAACUGGAGGUAACCUGUGACAACAGUACCACAGAAUCUGAAAAGCCAUCUCCAAAAUACAACGAAGAACUGGACAAUUGCUGCACAGAGUUACUGGAGACCUUAAAAAAAAUGACAAAAAUACAGCUGAAAAUGGAAAAGCUCUCUUCAACUACCAAAGGAAUCUGUGAUUUGGAGAAGUUCCACCAUGGAGCUGGCAGUUGCACAGCACCCCUGUUUCACACAUGGCCCACAGCGUACUUCUGUAUGCUACGAUACGACCUCUCUGGGCUGUUAUCUUCUAAAGAGCAAAUUCUAUAUUAAAAAGGCAUGUUGAAACUGAAGAAAACAAGAAACAGGUUCCAUUUUGGGACUGACAGCAUCAACAGCAUCCUUUUACUCGGUGCACCUUCACUACUGCAAACAGAAACAUCAGUGGUAAUCGGCUACAAAACAGCCAGAUGAGCAGGCAGUACAUCUAGGAAGUUUUUCAGUACAUAGAGUGAACAUGGUGACUUAUUAAAAAAAGAAGAAAUACUAACUGCUACUAACAGCCCACACAGGAUUUCACUUCUUAACUGGGAUUAUUAUAAGAGCCAGCAUUCUCUCUCUACCUCUUCUACUCUGGGUUUUCUGUAUGUUCACUCAUUGUGGCUGCAAGUUCAGUGCACAGGUACCCUAACAAACACAUCAUUAGGAAUUGUGUUGGAGGCAAUAUGGAAAGUAGUGUUUUUGCUACUGGAAACAGAGAAGGGAAAACAAAAACACAUUAAGUACAGAGAUCUGUUUUAUUCCAAUCAGAAGGAACACAGACUAUGUAAAGGAUAAACAGAUCCAUAUAACACACAAAAAAAGUCAUUCUAGACACAACUGCAUAAACAAUGAAUCUGCAGUUGUUGAAAUAGCAGUUUGUAAUUUCAUUAAUUUAUUCUCUAACUUUUGUAUUUGCCAGUAUGACUGAACUGCACACAAGCAUUCAGUUUGUGCUCAUUUUGCAAUGAAACCAUGGAUCCUUUUAAAUCAAGGUCGCUCAUUUUAAAUACAGCCCCUUCCCUCCUAACUAAAUGUCACAAUAUACUUCUAAUGCUGAACACACCCUGCAGUGAUGUGCAGCUUCAUGGUACUCUAAAUAUACACAGGUAUCAGAAAUCAGCACUGCUAGAAUUGACGUUAUCAUCUUUUAUUUAUAUAUAUAUAUAUAUAUAAAAUAUAUAUUUCUAGUUAUAUGUGUUGUCACAUAUUAGAACUGUAGUUUUAUUAUGGAUUUCUUUUUCUCUUUGCUUGGUUAUUGUACUUUUUAAACACUACCACUUUUGCUCAUCGGAAAACAUGCUUUGUUCAAGUUUACCAGGAUAAAAAAAAUUUAUCAGAGAAAAUAUAAAAAAAAUAAUCUAAAAAUAGACAAAAAAAAAAUCCCAGUUCCAAGGAGAACAUUU